AUGGGGAUAAAGUGGCAAAGAAAGGUGUAUUUUCGCACAGUAGAACUCGUCCAGGAGCCGAUCGUUGGGUCUCCAGGUUUGAGCUUUUAUUUCCGCAUCAAUGGGAAACCAAUUUUCCUCAAAGGCUCCAACUGGAUCCCGGCCCACUCCUUCCAGGACCGUGUCACCCCCGCUGUUUUGAGAAACUUGUUGCAGUCAGCCGUCGAUGCGAACAUGAACGCUCUCAGAGUCUGGGGAGGAGGCGUGUACGAACAGGAUCUCUUCUACAGCAUCUGUGACGAGCUGGGAAUCAUGGUUUGGCAGGACUUCAUGUUUGCCUGCGCCAUGUAUCCCACCGACGACGACUUCAUCCGCACUGUGAGAGAGGAGGUCAUCCAACAGGUCCAGCGUCUAAAAUCUCACCCCUCUAUUAUCAUCUGGAGUGGAAACAAUGAAAACGAAGCAGCGCUGGCGACAGGCUGGUUCAACAUCACCUUUUCCCAGAAGCCGAUGUACCUGAAGGACUACGUGACGCUGUACGUGAACAACAUCAGAGCGAUAGUACAAGAGGAGGAUCAGAGUCGUCCGUUCCUCGUCUCCAGUCCCACAAACGGGGCAGAAUCAGAGCAGGAGGGCUGGGUGGCAGAGAAUCCCUACGACCCCCACUACGGAGACACACAUUUCUACAACUAUGAGGACGACUGCUGGGAUUGGAGGAAUUUCCCUCGAACACGAUUCGCCUCCGAGUACGGCUUCCAGUCCUGGCCAUCUUUCUCCACCCUGCAGCCAGUGUCUGCUAAAGAGGACUGGAGCUACAGCAGUGAUUUCUCCUCCCAUCGUCAGCACCACAAGGACGGCACCCAGCAGAUGUUACUGCAGGCUGCUUUACACUACAACUUGCCCAACUCCACAGAUGCUCUGAAAAGAUACACAGACACUCUCUACAUCACUCAGGUCAUGCAGGCUCAGUGUGUUAAGACCCAGACCGAGUUUUACCGGAGGAGUCAGAGUGAGAUCAUCAAAGGGAAAGGCCACACGAUGGGCGCCCUCUACUGGCAGCUUAAUGAAAUUUGGCAGGCUCCUUCCUGGUCAUCUAUCGAGUUUGGUGGAAAGUGGAAAAUGCUGCACUAUUUUGCCCAGGACUUCUUCACCGACAUCCUUCCUGUGGGCUUCGAGGACGGUGACACGCUGUUCAUCUACGCCGUCUCAGACCUGAGAGAAGACCUGAAGCUCAGAGCUGUGGUGACGGUGUACUCAUGGACUGAUUUUGAUCCAGUUUGCAUCCUGAAGUCAGACCUGCUCCUUGUUCCCGGCAGCAGUGCUGCAGUUAUUUUUAAACAGUCAGUCGCCACCCUGCUGGCAGGAUGUGGACACUGCAGCCGCCUCACCUGCCUGCUCACCUUUCACUUGGAGGACAGCAGCGGGGGGCAGAGAGGUCCAACCAACCACCACUUCCUGUCCUCACCUAAAGACGCUCGGGGUCUCCAGAGACCAAACAUCACUGCCACAGUUCAGGAGGAUGAAUCAGGAGGAUUCUCUGUGACUCUUCACUCUGACUCAGUGGCUCCCUUCGUCUGGCUUGAUGUGGAUAACGUCCCGGGACGCUUCAGCUCUAACGGCUUCCUGAUGGUCACCAGAAACAGGACGGUCAGUUUUAAUGCCUGGCGUCCCACCGGCAUCUCAGAACUCUCAGAAACCCUCAGCAUCACCUCUUUAAGAGACGUUUACUGACCUGAGAGCUGCAGGGCUUCAUGUUCUGUCACAAUCAGAGGGUCAAAGUGAAGCUGUCUUUGCUGUGUAGCUUUAUAAUGAGAGAAAAUCAUUUGUAUGCUAUGCUUCUGUUUUAAAGGAGAGACUAGAUUCUGUUUCAGCUGCUGAGGCAGAUAUUCCCCUUCAUGUUUUGUUGCCAAAUAAAGGAGGAAGUUUCGAGGAAAAGCUCAGAGCAGAAAAGCCUCAGACAACAGUCAGACCCUUGUGAGAAACUAAACUCUACAGGGAAAGUUUCUGCUAAUUCAAUAAUACACAAGACACUUUUACAUUUGAAAAAAAAACAGUGAGGAAAAACAUCCAACACAGACUCUUUAACUGCAGACUUUACUGACUAGAGGAAGCCAUUUCUUAAAUGAAGUUAAAAGUGACUCUGCCUCUCUAAAAUGCUCCUUUUAUACCCAGUCAUACUGACCUGUUCCCAGUAAACCUAAUUAGUUGCAAAAGGCUCCUCCAGCUGUUUUUCAUUUGUACCACUUACUUUUCCAGCC
Messenger RNA from Cheilinus undulatus (humphead wrasse), 2237 nucleotides. Its product is annotated as beta-mannosidase-like. Gene Ontology annotation, biological process: glycoprotein catabolic process; carbohydrate metabolic process. The record is from RefSeq and is a predicted model, not a curated record. Gene Ontology annotation, molecular function: beta-mannosidase activity. Lineage: Eukaryota; Metazoa; Chordata; Actinopteri; Labriformes; Labridae. The transcript is spliced from 11 exons. The coding region runs from base 1 to 1710 and encodes 569 amino acids.